UAAUGGAUAAAGUGGCUGAUAACUCUUCUGAACGUUUCACCGUAAUAAAAGCAGAUUUUUCUACCAUGUGCCGGUGCUGUUUAGCAACUGAGGGACUACUGGAAAUUUACCGAUCGAACCAAUCUAUCAAUGCAGAAAUAGGGGAACUGAUUGAACCCAAUUACAUUCCAAUCGCACAAAAUGAUAACUUGCCGAACUUCAUCUGUGAAAAUUGUGCAAACUAUUUACGAAAAUGGCACUUAUUUCGAACAAAAUGUUUGGAGUCGUAUCGAUUUCUUGAAGGGUUGAAAAUGGAUAGCCAAAUGGAAAUACUAGAAGAAGCUGAGGAAUUGUGCAUUGGAACGGAUAUUGUCGUCCAAAACGUCCAAACGUUCCAAAACAUUGAACAUAUAUAUAUUGAAACGGAACAAACCGAAUGUGGUGAUUCGGAUGAGGUGAAUGACAGAGAUGACGACGAAUAUGUUAAAAAAGAAAUGCUAGAGCUAGGUCACGAUGGAGUAAUACAAUUUGAACAAGCCAAACAUGAAGACAGCAUCGACACACCGGAUAAGACUACAAUUAAAAAACGGUAUGUUUAUCGCCGACAGUGUCCGAUUUGUGGUUUGGUGCUUCGGCGAGGCCUUAAAGAACAUUUGAUGGUGCACAGCGAUCCCACUGGAAGACCCUUUAAAUGUAACCAAUGCGAUAAAACUUAUUGUCGCAAAGAAAAUCUUCGUCAACACCAAGAACGUGAGCAUUUAAUGAUUCGUUAUCCCUGUGAUGUCUGCGGUAAGGAUUUUAGCACAAAAGACAUUCUUUCAGUCCAUCGGAAACUGCAUAACCGUGAUGUUCAAUAUCGGUGUGAUCAGUGUGAUCAAGUAUUUACUUCCAAUAAGUACCUGUACAAACACAAGCAGAAACAUCUGGGAGUAAAAAAGUUUAUUUGUACUUUCUGUGGGAAAUCCUUUCUUGUGGGCGAAUACCUCAAAGAACACCUGCGUAUUCACACAGGAGAACGACCUUUCAGUUGUAAAAUUUGCACCAAGAAGUUUCGAACCAUGAAUCACUUGCGACAACAUACCCGAACUCAUCGAGCGUCCCAGAGUGAAAAUGUUCCCGGAGAAGAUGCUGGGAGCCGAACAAAUGAGACUAAAUGUACGGAAAAAUCUCAGAUUUAGAAUAGGUUGGUAAUAUAA
Molecule: messenger RNA, 1175 nt
Organism: Sabethes cyaneus
Lineage: Eukaryota; Metazoa; Arthropoda; Insecta; Diptera; Culicidae
Product: zinc finger protein 540
Exons: 2
Coding region: 3-1157 (384 amino acids)
Biological process (GO): regulation of transcription by RNA polymerase II
Cellular component (GO): nucleus
Molecular function (GO): zinc ion binding; DNA-binding transcription factor activity; RNA polymerase II cis-regulatory region sequence-specific DNA binding
Source: RefSeq, a predicted model, not a curated record